This is a messenger RNA of Vicugna pacos (alpaca), 1137 nucleotides long. It is a transcript of the gene FAM3A, whose product is annotated as FAM3 metabolism regulating signaling molecule A. Lineage: Eukaryota; Metazoa; Chordata; Mammalia; Artiodactyla; Camelidae. The record is from RefSeq and is a predicted model, not a curated record.
GGCCAGACCCAUGGGUCACCCCUGCUGUCCCCACCCAGAGCCGCGGGCCAGGAGGUACAAAUGUGGCCUGCCUCAGCCGUGUCCCGAGGAGCACCUAGCCUUCCGCAUGGUCAGCGGGGCUGCCAACGUCAUUGGACCCAAGAUCUGUCUGGAGGACAAGAUGCUCAUGAGCAGCGUCAAGGACAAUGUGGGCCGUGGACUGAACAUCGCCCUGGUGAACGGGGUGAGUGGAGAGCUCAUCGAGGCCCGGGCCUUCGACAUGUGGGCGGGAGAUGUCAACGAUCUGCUGAAGUUUAUUCGGCCACUGCAUGAAGGCACUCUGGUAUUUGUGGCUUCCUACGAUGACCCAGCCACCAAGAUGAAUGAAGAGACCAGGAAGCUUUUCAGUGAUCUGGGCAGCAAGAAUGUCAAGGAUCUGGCCUUCCGGGACAGCUGGGUGUUUGUAGGGGCCAAGGGUGUGCAGAACAAGAGCCCCUUCGAGCAGCACGUGAGGAACAGCAAGCACAACAAUAAGUAUGAAGGCUGGCCCGAGGCGCUGGAGAUGGAGGGCUGCAUCCCAAGGAGGACCACGGCCAGCUAGGCGGCCAAGCUCACAGACGGGACUAGGGAGGCUGCAUGCUCCCAGCCUGGUCCCCGGGGCCAGCCAGGAACGUUCUCUUGCCCCAGCACAUCGGGGUUCUGAGGCAGCAACCUGUGACCAGACCGUGAGCAGUGGUGUGGGCUGCAUGGCCAGCCCUGUGGCACUUUGUCAGGAGACCCCAGGUACCUGUCUCCUUUUCCUGCAGUUGCUCCCCUGCUCAUCCCCAACCCAGUUCCCAGGCACCUGCAGCCCCAAGUCUGGUGGCAGCUGCCCAGCCACUUGGGGCAUCUUCCAGAACCUCUUCAGCCCAGAGUGGGUCACUGCUCUGUGACCUAAUGUGAUUCGUUCUGGUGAGCCACACCUGGUGGCUGCUUGGGGAACCUGGCUGCCUCCAGCCUCACUCUCUGUGGGAAGGGGUGGCUGCCUUGGAGCCAAGCCAGCAGGGUGGUGAGUUGGCAAGCCUGAUCACGGUCCCUGGCACAGCAGGUGGCAGCUCCUGCGGUUUGUCAGAGGGCCCACCUUCUAGGUGACCUUUUAAUAAAUCAGUGGCCCCAAAA